AGAUAGCUAUCACUCGCACCAGGUAAGUUCGGCCACGCCAUGUUCCCAAGCGGACUGCAAUCAUGGAUUUCUCUGGCAAGCAUGGCCCGGUCAUCUCUCAAGUCCGGCAGCUUUUGCAGGAUGGCCAAAUGUUCGAGUUCUUAUGCGAGCAGAGUUUUCAGACACAGGCUACUGAGGGCACUGUGACCCUACCGGCGAUCGCGCCCAUGAUCGAGCAAGUGUUGCAGUCGUUGGGUCGCCCUGUUUCGCCGGCAGAGGUCUACCAGGUUUGGACCCAGCAUUGUGAUCCAGACAUGCAUCACAUGUCGCUGGCUCACUUCAAGCCCUUUCUACGAUCCCUUCUGGAAGACUACGUGGCCAAAGCAGAGCAGAGAGAACACACUGAGUCGCAGACGUUUCUGGUUACCCAGCCAUUGGACUUCACGGGCACCGGCUACCCGGACUCCGCCGGGUUCCCCGCGCGCGGCGAGAAGCCGGAGCCACCAUCCCGCAUAGUGACCUCAGUGGAGCUCAGUUCCCCGCCACGCUCCAGUGCGCCAGAACCAUCUCCAAGCUCCACUCUGGAGGCUCCAGAGGUUGCCAAAGCUGCAGAGGUUCCACACAUUCCCAGCCCUCCAGCCCCAGCGCCGAAGCCCAGCAUCCAAGCAUGUCCAAUCCCUGCGCCGGAAACCAGGCGAAGAAGCCCACCACCCUUGGCCAAGGCAGAACCCAGGGUGUCCAGAGACUCUCCAAGUGCUAAGCCUGGGCCUAAACGGUCCCUCUCCGCCAAAGGCAACACAAACAGUGGAAACACUCCACGAAAAGCUUCCACUUCACCAUCAGCAGCUCCACGGAGCAGCAACAAACCGGCACCAAGCGUGCAGAAAGACUCAUUCCACGACGCUUUCUUUCAGCUGUCCCCUGACCUGCUGGAGUUGCUCUCUGAAGAGGAGUUGGCUGACGGCUCUAGUGCCCCGUCCAGUCCCUCCAUCUUCCGGUCGGCUCGGGAAGCACUUCAGCGGAUGCGGGAGCUGUGCCAGGAGUUAGGGGACAGCUGCUUCGUGGAUCCCGACUUUGGUCCCACAGUGAAGGACCCGACUGGAAGGAAGUCAUUGAUCCCGGUAGAUGCAGUUUUGCCCGCCGAGGCCUUUCAACAGUUCCCCGGCCAUGAUCAGGUGUCAUGGCUGAGAGCCCAUGAAGUGUGGCCCAAAGGCCAUCACUUCUGUGGAGAACUGGCAGAAGUUCGGCCAGGGGUUUUUGGUGAUGCUUGGUUCUUGGGGGCCUUGUGUUCAUUGUCACUGUCAGAAAUGGAGCUCUUUGGGCAUCCCUCUGGCUAUGAAGAGCCUUUAGGGGUUUACCCGCGUGUAUUUUGGGAUCCUGAGUUUCGACGGCGGGGAUUGUAUUGCUUCAGGUUCUCGAGUCAGGGUCAGUGGAGCUACGUGGUGGUGGAUGACUGUUUGCCUUUCCACCGGAAGACUUCCAAACCAUUGUUCUCGUAUGCCGUUGGCCUUGACACCCUGCCACAUCUAUGGAUUGCGUUAAUUGAGAAGGCCUUUGCAAAGCUUCAUGGUGCCUAUUUUUCUUUGUGGCUAGGCUUUGUUGACGAUGCUUUGGAAGAUUUGACCUCGUGGCCCACCGAAAAGCUACAAGUCUCCAAGUUCACAAAGGGCAAUGAUGGAAAGCGCAAGGAUCCAGGUGAGUUUUGGUCAACCCUUUUGGAGCACAAUGCCUCGAUGAUUUGCCUUCGGGCGGACGCAGGCGACGGGACUGACAAGAGCGAUAUGGUGCACGUGGACCCUCAAUCCAUUCACUUGGAUGCACGUGAGGUGGGGUCCUUUUGCACGGGCAUUUUCCGGAACUGGGCCUAUCCGAUUCUCUGCCUGAGAGCUUGUGACUUGGGGGACUCAGAUGGACUGGAUCAACCACCCGCGCCACCCGUCCGUUUCAUCCGACUGCGGUCGUUCAUGGGUGGAUGGCAUGGCCCCUGGGGAGAUCAAGACUUGAAUUGGAGCCAAGCACCUCAAGAAUUGGUUCAAGAACUUCAAGCCAGUGUAGGGAGCAGUUUCGUUCCUGCAUGCAGCUUGGGCUUGAAGCAUGAUGGAGUGCACCAGUCCAUGUUGCGACCCCUCAUGCCCUUACACCCGGUUGAGCAAGCCCAGCAUGAUGGGACAUUUGUGAUGAGAUUUGAUGAUUGGAUGAUGGUCUACAGUCACGUCCUCCUUCGACAUCGUCUUCCACAUGAGUCCGGGUGGAGCCAUCUUCGAUUGCAAAACAGCUGGACUCGGGACAGCUGUGGCGGGACACCUAUCCCUGUGCAGCAACCGGUGCUUGCCACUCUGGAGACUUGGGCUCGGAACCCUCAGUGCCGCCUGGUGCUCGAGGCGGAUGCCGACGAAGUGGAGAUUUUUCUGACACUUCAUCAGGCUGAUGCCCGGCUGAAGGGAAAGUCGACUUUCCCCUUCGAAGAUCAGCUGCGUCAAAUCUUUGUGUGCGUGAUGGAUGGGGUGGAGGGGGAGCGGCUGAGUAUCUUCGACAAGAAGCGCAUUGUGCGGCAAAGGAAUGGCUCCAGCGCUGCCAGCCUCUUAAGUCGAAGACGCUCAGUGCUCUUACGGACCAGGCUGGCAAGCCCUGGUACCUAUGCCAUCAUUCCAUCGAUUUGGGAACCUGAUCUCCCUGGACAGGUUUCAGUGCCUUUCGUGCUCACCUUGCACGUCCAUUGCGACGCUGAGAAGUUCCUGGUGGACGCUCCUGAAUCAGAGGGAUGGGAGUUGCCAAAGUGCGCGAGAAACGGGGGAGAAAUCCUGACUGAUCGUCGUGUGAGCAGCGUGGACAUAUGGGAGGAGCUUCUCACAUUGUGA
Durusdinium trenchii is the source of this 2837-nucleotide messenger RNA. The record is from the annotation of a GenBank genome assembly. Lineage: Eukaryota; Dinophyceae; Suessiales; Symbiodiniaceae.